Perkinsus marinus ATCC 50983 is the source of this 505-nucleotide messenger RNA. Its product is annotated as uroporphyrinogen decarboxylase, putative. The record is from RefSeq and is a predicted model, not a curated record. NCBI's taxonomy places the organism in Eukaryota, Perkinsozoa, Perkinsida, Perkinsidae. Gene Ontology annotation, cellular component: cytosol. Gene Ontology annotation, molecular function: uroporphyrinogen decarboxylase activity. Gene Ontology annotation, biological process: heme biosynthetic process. The transcript has 5 exons. The annotation marks the transcript as partial.
AUGACUGAUACUAAACUCGAUUACGCCGAAGCCCGGAAGGCUUUCCUGUCGGCCGGACACUCCUGGCCUGAGCCCAAGCAGAACAGGUUGUUGCGGGCGGCUCGGGGUGAGGAAGUAGAUGAGAUUCCAGUGUGGAUAAUGAGGCAAGCUGGCCGUUAUUUACCAGAAUUCAAGGAACUGCGGGCCGAGCAUGACUUCGUUAAGGUCUGCCAAGAUCCGGACUUGGCCUCAGAGGUAACGAUACAGCCCUAUCGAAGAUUCAAUAAGCUUGACGCUUGCAUUGUAUUUUCGGAUAUAUUGACUAUCCCGAUGCUCAUGGGUCAGCAUUUGGAAAUGGUUCCCGGAAAGGGUCCUGUCCUGAGUCCGAAGCUCGAGACGCCUGAAGACAUCGAAAGGAUCCUCAAUCUCAAACCCAAUGUGGGUGAAGGUUUGGCUUAUGUGUAUGAUGCUAUCUUCGCUACUGUCAGCAAACUCGAAAAUCAGCUCACCGUCAUCGGUUUCUGUG